AGUGUGAUACAACCUUGACUAUAGCGGUACAGUUUCCUUGCGCAACACUGCUGGCAUUUAGAGACACUGCAUUUUUCCCUUCAUCAUCUCUUGUUCUCUGACCUUGUGUGUGUGUGUGUAGAAUGUCUUGUGACUAGUUAGUGGCAGAUCGGUAGAUCGGGCUUCCAGGCUGCUGGGAGAAUGGGUGGCCAUUGGUGCAUGUAUGUGUGUGUGACCUCAGACGCCGGACGGGAGAGGCUGCAGCUCAAGACUGAAGAAAACUGAGCAUGCAGAGGUUUGUGGAGGCUGAUUACUACGAGCUGGACUGGUAUUAUGAAGAGUGCACUGACGUUCUAUGUGCUGAUCGAGUGGGCCAGAUGACUAAGACAUAUAAUGAUAUAGAUGCUGUGACACGUCUCCUGGAGGAGAAAGAGCGGGAUUUGGAGUUGGCGGCUCGUAUUGGCCAGUCCCUGCUGAAAAAGAACAAAACCCUCAGCGAGAGGAACACCUUCCUGGAGGAGCAGGUGGAGCACAUACGAGAAGAGGUGUCUCAGCUGCGUCACGAUCUGUCAAUGAAGGAGGAACUCCUGCAGUUCUACACAAGUGCAGCUGAGGAGAGUGAUGGAGAGUCUGCUUCUAGCACACCUAUUCGCAGAAAUGACUCGUCUUUUACGGUCCCGAAUUACCUCCCUCUAGAUUCACUACAGAAGAAACUCUUUGACCUGGAGGAAGAGAACAUCGUCCUGCGAUCAGAGGCAAAUCACUUGGAGACAGAGACCAUCUCGUAUGAAGAAAAGGAACAACAGCUUGUAAAUGACUGUGUUAAAGAACUCAGAGAUGCUAACAUACAGAUCUCUACGAUUGCGGAGGAGCUGGCUAAGAAAACAGAGGACGCCUCUCGGCAGCAAGAGGAAAUCACACACCUCCUCUCUCAGAUCGUGGACCUGCAGAAAAAAGCCAAAUCUUAUGCACUAGAAAAUGAAGAGCUCACCCAGCACCUGGGAGCUGCUAAAGAUGCCCAAAGAGCACUAACAGCAGAGCUGAGGGAGCUGGAGGAUAAGUAUGCUGAAUGUAUGGAGAUGCUUCAUGAAGCUCAGGAGGAACUGAAGAACUUCAGGAAUAAAACGCUGCCUCUAAGUACACCGCGACGAUUCCACUCACUCGGUCUCUUCCCCAUGGACUCUUUAGCUGCUGAAAUUGAAGGCUCCAUGAGAAAAGAGAUUCAGAUGUCUGAUCCAGACAUAGAGGAACAAAGGUUGCACCCUAAACGUGUCUUUGAGACAGUGCGUAACAUCAACCAGACUGUUCGGCUGUGCUCCAUGGGCCCGUCCCCCAUGAACAUCCCAGGGUCCAAUCAGACAUCCUGUACGAAUUCCAGGCAUUCUAGUUGUCUGAGCACACCCCGUUCGAGCAUGUACGGAGGGGACGGUGUUGAAAUGGACAACCGCACUAACAGUAUGCUGAUGGAAACCCAAUCACAUCAGGACGGCUCUGAUGACUCCAACAGAAAGCCUGGCACGCCUGGCACACCCGGCUCUCGUGACCUGGAGGCGGCACUGCGUCGUCUUUCCCUUCGACGGGACAACUACAUUAGCGAGCGGCGUUUCUUUGAGGAGGAGAGAGAGCGUAAACUCAACGCCCUGGCAGAAGAGAAGAGCGAAUUAUACGAGGAGAGAGAUGGUGGGAGUGGCAGUGAAGACGGCGGCCCCCUCACUCCGGCAGACAGCAUCAUGUCUCUGGGCACCCUGCACUCGGUUUACUCCAUCUACAGCGUCCGAUCCUACCUGCCGGAGAAACUCCAGAUCGUCAAGCCUCUGGAAGGUUCGGCCACUCUGCACGCAUGGCAGCAGCUCGCUCAGCCACACCUGGGUGGCAUCCUGGAUACACGGCCGGGCGUCGUGACCAAGGGCUUUCGACCACUGGAGCUGGACCUGGAAGAGGUGUACCAAUUCACUGACCUGGAGGAAGAUGAGCCAGGACAGCAUUCCCAAUCUGCCAUCUCUACCUCUUGCCUGGGCUCUCUGCCUUGUUCACCUGCUUUGCGACGACCUCGUGCCAACAAUACUGAUAACCAGGAAGAGCAGCUCAGAGAAAAUGGAGGGACCCCUGGAGUGGGGUCAGAUCGAAUGGAGGCUGUAGAGAAGGAGGUCUUAUCUGUUCAUUUCCCUGGUAAAUGUAUGUCUCACACCAGCUCCACAUACACAGUCACAACCUGCAGGAUCCUGCACCCUACAGAUGAACUCACCAGAGUCACACCCAGUCUUUUGUCAGGUCCAUCACCGGCUUCCUGUGUGAUGUCCAACAGCAGUCUGCGCUCAACCCCUGUGUCCACUCCUUGCACACCUCGUCGCCAAAGCCUGGCGGAGAGUUUCACCAACCUCCGCGACUCAACCAAGACCACCAGUACCUCUCUGGGACUAGUGCGCCUCCUACAGGAGAGAGGUAUAUCUGCUGCUGUCUAUAACCCUCUCAGUUGGGACCGGGCGGAUCGAGCCCCUCCACCAGACCCCUGUUCAUCACACACUGCCACCCCCACGCACACCGGCCCAGACACGCUCCCCUCCACCCCUCCAAACUCCCCCAGCAAAUCCAAACCCACCAGUCCUGUGUUCCCUGUAGACUACAGCCCCUCAGACCCCCCCUACGAAACCUUUCUGGCUUCACGACCAGCCAGCUCAAUUCUGAAGGAAGUGUGGGAGGCAGACGAAAGGGCUCGGACAGACACACCGUGUCAGACUGAAGUCAGUGUGCAGAACUUGAGACUUCUGGACAAGGUGAAGAAGUUUAGCCUGGCUCCCAGAAAUUUGACCCCAGGGAUGGGAAGGCUGGGACCGCCAUUUGGGGCCCACACUAUUGUAACUUCCCCUAUAGGGGGACUGCAAGUGCUGAACUCAGGGAUGAGAAGAAACCGCAGUUACCCAGCUAUGGUUGGGGCUAGUAUGACUAUGAAGGGCCCGGGGCCUCCCAGUGAGGACCUGCUGUUGACCCCUGGGCCACCCAGACAAACUAGCCUCAAUGAAAAGUGAAUGUUGCCUCUCUGUCGUCCCCUUUUGCCUUUCAUUUAUUUGUAAUUUGAAUCGAUACAGUAUAUCAUCCCUGCGACAACUCGAGUGCCUGUUAUUAAGAUGAUAUUUGUAUAGAUUAUUUUGUUAUAACAGUUGCUAUAACAACCUAUUUUGUCUCUGUCCAUCUGACCAACAUAUACAGAACAAUCCAUUCAGCAUUGUCACAUAUCUUGGUAUAUUCCAAGCUUUUGCCAUUGUGUGAAAAAAAAGAAGGAAUUUGCACUUGCUAGCUGCGAGAAAAUGUA
This is a messenger RNA of Sinocyclocheilus anshuiensis, 3289 nucleotides long. Its product is annotated as trafficking kinesin-binding protein 1-like. Gene Ontology annotation, biological process: neurogenesis; anterograde axonal transport of mitochondrion; vesicle transport along microtubule. The transcript is spliced from 15 exons. Lineage: Eukaryota; Metazoa; Chordata; Actinopteri; Cypriniformes; Cyprinidae. Gene Ontology annotation, cellular component: mitochondrion; cytoplasmic vesicle; dendrite. The record is from RefSeq and is a predicted model, not a curated record. Gene Ontology annotation, molecular function: GABA receptor binding; myosin binding. The coding region runs from base 267 to 3005 and encodes 912 amino acids.